This is a messenger RNA of Candidula unifasciata, 561 nucleotides long. NCBI's taxonomy places the organism in Eukaryota, Metazoa, Mollusca, Gastropoda, Stylommatophora, Geomitridae. The record is from the annotation of a GenBank genome assembly.
AUGGAGAUCAAAUGGAGCCAGCCAAUGUUUCCUAAUGGGCCAGCCCCACUGUACAAGCUUCAGAAGACCAACAUUGCCCUCAGCUUCCCAGCUUCAGUCGUCAGAGGGAUCCGCUUUACUGGGGGCAGUUAUUACGCUUUCUCCCCAAGCACAAUUCCUCAAAAUGUGGCAUUCACAGGCAUUCGAUUCCGGUUCCGUUUGGAAAGAGGAACAGGUAUCAUGCUGUUUUCAGCAAGCAACAGCCAGGAAGAGUUUAUUGUGAUCCAGUUUGUCAGUGGGCGGCCCCGGUUUAUGUUUGAUUCACAAGGCUGUCCUAGUAUUGGUUCUGUCACCACCACUAAUGAUGAGGGAUUAGUAUACAAUGACAGAAAGUGGCACACGUUUGAAGCUCGCAGGAUUGGAGGAUUUGGCUCUGUCACAGUGGAUGAAAAAUGGAAAGGUGAAAAUUCCAUCCGAGAUGUUGGCUGUUCCAACACCAGUAUCAUUGGUCCUACAACGGCCGUCUAUGUUGGGGGAUUUCCUGCUGAUUUUGUUGUCCAGCGACGUGAUCGCAACAGACGC